AUGCGAUUCUCCUCCAUCCUUACUCUAGCUUGCGCUAUUACCGCAUUUGUGCUCUCUCUUCUCUGCAUAUUCGCAGGAUCUAGCAAGUCUUUCCUUCAAAGAGCAGACUUGUUGACGCUCAAUAUCUCUCGAAUUGGCCACACCAGUAUAUUCAAUACUUCUGACGGCGAUGGUGGUUUCUUCAGCAAUCUGGUCAAUGACCUCGAAGGCGAUCUCAACAGCCUGGUGAACAAUGUGACUUCUGACAUAGCAAGCGCUUUGAAUCUGCCUGAUUUUUUCAACGUUCAUGUGAUGGACUUCUGUGAGGGAUCCUACCUGCCUAAACCCACUGUUCACAAUGCGCGAGAGAAUAUCACUGCAUGCUCCAACCGAUCGACGGUGUUCCACUUUGACCCAUCCAAGGUUAUUCAAAAAAAGCUCCCUGAUGGGAUCACUUUAGAGGACAUACACUGGCCGACUACGAUUGAGGAUACUGAGCACGACUUGAAAAUUGUCAGCACAACAAUGGUUGUGUUUUAUAUCAUCGGGAUUGCAUUUGCGGGCAUUGCUAUCUUGACUGCGCUUUGGGGUAUCUGGGCAGGUAGCCGAUUGUCUGCGGUCGUGAACUUCUUUAUCGAUGUGCUUGCCUUUGUCACCCUCGGCAUUGCGUCGGCCAUAGCCACUGCGAUCAUCGUCAAGGCUGUCGAGGUUAUCAAUAAAUACGGAGACGAUAUUGGGAUUGCGGCGUAUAGAGGAUCGAGGUUUUUAGGGAUGACCUGGGGGGCAACAGCAGUCAUGCUACUGGCGUCUAUCGUUUCUGUUGCACAAUGUUGUACGGGCGGUCGCAGACGUGAACGUUACAAUGGCAAGGGAGCAUCCUGA
This is a messenger RNA of Capronia epimyces CBS 606.96, 861 nucleotides long. RefSeq lists its product as uncharacterized. NCBI's taxonomy places the organism in Eukaryota, Fungi, Ascomycota, Eurotiomycetes, Chaetothyriales, Herpotrichiellaceae. Gene Ontology annotation, cellular component: cell cortex of cell tip; plasma membrane. Bases 1 to 861 code for a protein of 286 amino acids. Gene Ontology annotation, biological process: fungal-type cell wall organization. The transcript is spliced from 3 exons. The record is from RefSeq and is a predicted model, not a curated record.